AGAGAGCUGCGUUCACAAGCUCAACACGACUUUAUAUUACAUAUUGCUGUAUUUUUAUUUAAUCGCAGGACAACUUGAGACUUUACAGGAGAGCAUGUUCAUGAUGAAGAUCUCUGCUGUCCUCGCCGUCUCCAUCCUCACUGUCUGUCACCUGUAUAGCUCACAAGCAGCACCGCUCAGACCUGCAUUAGACUCUUUAUCAGAUCGAGUGGUUCUAAGUGAUUACGAAGCUCGCAGGUUACUGAACGCCAUCGUUAGAGAAUUCGUGCAGAUGACAGUGGAAUCAGAUCAGAGAAAUGACAACAACAGCGAGGGCAGAGUGCUGGUGAAACGCUGCUCGAGCCUCAGCACCUGUGUCCUUGGAAAACUUUCACAAGAGCUGCACAAAUUACAGACGUUCCCGCGGACUGACGUUGGCGCGGGCACGCCUGGCAAGAAACGCAGUGCCAACUAUGAGGAAACACUCGAUAUCGCCUAAACCCUGCUCCCUCCCUUCAUCUUCCCUCCUUUUCCUCCUUCUCUCCGUUAUCUCUCCCAUUUCUGUUGCAUGUGGAUCUGCUGCCUGAUUGACUGACCCCCCCCCCCCCCCCACACACACUCUUUUAUUUUUGUCGGUGAAUGAGUACCUUUCCGUAGAGAAUGUGGCUCUUCCUUAAAUGUCGUGUUCUUACCAGAAUAUCAGAUAUUUGAAGGCUCCGCCCCGAACGCUAGAAUGUAGUAGCAUUGUUUGCUGUGUGACGUCUGGGAUGAUUCGCUGCUUCUGAGGGCAACAACCAAUCAGAGACAGGGGGAGGGGCUAAUACAUGUUUUCUACGUUGCAUUAGUUAAAUUACAUCACAGGCUGAUGAACAAACUCUGAGGAGAGCUCUGAUUAACGGAAAAAAUGAACAAUUAAAUGGAUAAUAACUAGAGGGAAGCUAGUAACGUAGCGUCAGUGUGUAAAUGAAUCAAACAGAAGUUAUGAUAUCACCUUAAAGAAAACAGAGAUAGAUCCCGCCCACUGCACCGACCCCCCCCCCCAAUCUGCAACAUGACUGUAGAGAGGGUUUGUGACUAUCGACCUUCUGAGACGUUCAUGUGAACUUCUGCACUGCUAAUUAGCUAACAGACACAUUUUUUCCAGAUUUCUCUGUGACGUUACAGUUAAUCAGUUCAUCUCCCUGAUGCUAGCGUUCGGGUCGCAGCCUUUUCUUUUCCUUUAGUACUGCGUUCAGUCAGGUGCAGGGCGAAGAGCUGAACAAUGAGAAACUAACAGUGUAACAUAGUUUAAUAAACUUAUUUUUUUAUCAGGAAGCUGCUUUACUUUCAUUUUCUUAAAUCAACAGCCGACACACACACACACAC
Molecule: messenger RNA, 1344 nt
Organism: Hemibagrus wyckioides
Lineage: Eukaryota; Metazoa; Chordata; Actinopteri; Siluriformes; Bagridae
Product: calcitonin-like
Exons: 4
Coding region: 95-478 (127 amino acids)
Cellular component (GO): extracellular region
Molecular function (GO): calcitonin receptor binding; hormone activity
Source: RefSeq, a predicted model, not a curated record